Messenger RNA from Saprolegnia parasitica CBS 223.65, 741 nucleotides. RefSeq lists its product as hypothetical. The transcript has 2 exons. Lineage: Eukaryota; Oomycota; Saprolegniomycetes; Saprolegniales; Saprolegniaceae. The record is from RefSeq and is a predicted model, not a curated record. Gene Ontology annotation, molecular function: phosphatase activity. Bases 26 to 706 code for a protein of 226 amino acids.
GGCACACUUCCUUGGACCCGCCGGGAUGUCGACCUUGGCCGCUCUUGCCGCAGCGCAGCCGCUGCCGCCGGGCACGACGCGGCUGUACCUUUGCCGCCACGGCGAGACGAACUACAACCUCGAAGGCCGCUUCCAGGGCCGCGGCAUCGACAGCGACCUCAACGCCUUAGGCGUGGCCCAAGCGCGGGCGCUCGGUGAAGCCUUUCGCGCCAUCCCGCUGCAAGGCGUCUUCUCUAGCACGCUCUCGCGCGCCAAGGCGACCGCCGCAAUGAUCAGCCAGCACCAUACAGGCGUCGUCACGAGCACGAUCGACGGUGUUGAAGAGAUGGGCUACGGUGAGAACGAAGGCAAGAAGCUCGCCGAGAGCAAGCACUUGCUCCGUGCCGUCAUUGACCAGUGGAAUGCCGGCGACAUGGGCGCCGCGUGGCCGGGCGGUGAGUCGGCCAUCGACGUCGAGCGGCGAGGUACGGCCGCGCUGCGCGAGCUCGCGCGCCGAUCUCUCGACCAUGUGGCGAUCGUGUGCCACGGCCGCUUCAACCGCGUCGUGCUCGCAUCGCUUUUGCACGGCGACUUGCGCCAGAUGGAGGCCAUCGAGCAGGACAACACGUGCGUCAACGUCCUCGACUUUGACCGAGCGACCGGCACUUUUACCGCGCACCUCGUCAAUUGCACCGACCACUGGCGCUUUCUCGAGCCGCCGCAGUGAUAAAAUCGCUCUAAUCACUGAGAUUACAUACUGGA